Triticum turgidum subsp. durum (durum wheat) is the source of this 1029-nucleotide messenger RNA. The record is from the annotation of a GenBank genome assembly. Lineage: Eukaryota; Viridiplantae; Streptophyta; Magnoliopsida; Poales; Poaceae.
AUGGGGCCAGCGGCAGGAGAUGGGACGAGGAGGAAGACGGCGUGUGUCCCCUGUGGGUACGGCUACGUCGCGUCGGCGCUAGUCAAGCUGCUCCUGGAGAAGGGAUACGCCGUGAAGACCACCCUCAGAAACCCCGAUGGCAAGGUGAAAAACAAGCACCUGAAAGAUCUGCAGGCGCUCGGCCCCUUGGAGGUGUUCCGCGCCGACCUCGACGAAGAGGGCAGCUUCGACGACGCCGUCGCCGGCUGCGACUACGUCUUCUUCGACGCCCCUCCGGUGAACCUCCACGCAGAGAACCCUGAGAAAGAUGUGAUCGAGCCGGCCGUCCACGGGAUCCUGAACGUGAUGAGGUCGUGCGUCAGAGCGGGAACAGUGAAGCGCGUGGUGCUGACAUCGUCGGCGGCCGCGGUCUCCACCUUGCCGCAGGAAGGCGACGGUCAUGUCCUGGAUGAGGAAUCCUGGGCCGACGUCGAGUUCCUCACGUCGGGAAAGACCCAUGCUUGGGGGUUCCCUGUCUCCAAGGUGCGACUGGAGAAGGCGGCGAGCGCGUUCGCGCUGGAGAACGGCAUCAGCCUCGUCACUGUGUGCCCGGGCCUCAUGGUGGGCGCGGCGCCGGCGGCCAAGGUCCAUCCCAGCGUCCUUGACGUCCUCUCGCUGCUCUCGGGCGAUGAAGCGAGGGUCCGCACCCUUAAAUUCAUCGUGAGGAUGUCUGGCUCCAUUCCGUUGGUCCAUGUCGACGACAUCUGCCGCGCUGAGAUAUUCGUGGCCGAGGAGGAGGCGGCGUCGGGGCGGUACAUCUGCUGCAGCCUUAACACCACCGUAGUGGAGCUAGCCCGCUUCUUGGCGGCCAAGUACCCGCACUACAACGUCAACACCGACCGGUUCUGCGGUCUUCUGGAGAAGCCGAGAGUCUGCAUUUCUUCGGCGAAGCUCCUCGGGGAAGGGUUCGAGUACAAGUUCAAGAACCUGGAUGAAAUAUACGACGACAUCAUCAAGUACGGCAAGGACCUGGGAAUCCUUCCAUACUAA